Molecule: messenger RNA, 676 nt
Organism: Neoarius graeffei (lesser salmon catfish)
Lineage: Eukaryota; Metazoa; Chordata; Actinopteri; Siluriformes; Ariidae
Gene: fabp2
Product: fatty acid binding protein 2, intestinal
Exons: 4
Coding region: 28-513 (161 amino acids)
Biological process (GO): fatty acid transport
Cellular component (GO): cytosol; nucleus
Molecular function (GO): fatty acid binding
Source: RefSeq, a predicted model, not a curated record
UGUGUAUAUAAAGAGCUGUGUGAGGAAAUGACCGUGCCACGCCAGUACACACGCGCAUACGCACACACACACACACACACACACACACACACCUGUCGAGGACAUUCUGUUAUCAUGACAUUUAACGGAGCAUGGAAAGUGGACCGCAAUGAGAACUAUGAAAAGUUCAUGGAGCAGAUGGGCAUUAACCUGGUGAAGAGGAAACUUGCAGUCAAUGACAACCUGAAGAUCACACUCGAACAGACUGGAGAUAAGUUCCAUGUGAAGGAGGUCAGCACAUUCCGCACCCUGGAGCUCAACUUCACGCUGGGAGUCACGUUCGAGUAUGCACUCGCUGAUGGAACUGAACUCUCCGGCUCCUGGGUGAUGGAGGGUGAUGUUUUGAAGGGAUCCUUCGUCCGGAAAGACAAUGGAAAAACUCUGACCACCGUCAGGCAGAUUGUGGGCGGUGAGCUCGUACAGAGCUACAACUAUGAAGGCGUAGAUGCGAAGAGAAUUUUCAAGAAGGAAUAAAUGCAGCAUAAUUGAAUCAGCGAGAGAAAAAUCUCACCUUCCAUCACAUCGUCUCAACCAUAACCUGUGCAGCUUUAUUCCAUGGCUGUUCCCACAGCGUCUCGGUCUUCACUUCCACUGCUUCUGUUAAUAUUUAAGGAAAUAAAGGAAAGUCACUUUUGAA